UUUUAACGCGCGUUAGGUUGUUGAUGUCAAUUGUUGUGAUUGCGACGUUAUUAAGUGACUGUGCUGUGUAGCUACAGAGGUCCAAUGCUAAAGAAUCUUGUAUCACUUUAUCAUACUGUGCGUUACUUCAGUGACAUCCCCGCAAUGAGUCACAUCAAGCAUCUUGUCAGCACAUCAGGCAACAGACUCGCAUACCAACAUCUCAGGGGCCUCAACCCUGGGCUCAUAUUUCUCCCCGGCUAUUGCUCUGUGAUGGACGGCAUCAAAGGCAACGCCCUGUACGAGUACAGCUUCAGAACAGGCAGACAAUACACACGAUUUGACUAUUCCAGUAUGGGCCAGUCAGAAGGAGACUUCAACAAGUGCAAUCUGACUAUUUGGUUGCAAGACUUUCUCACAAUAUUGGAUCUUGUGACCGACGGUAAGCAAUUGCUAGUCGGUUCCAGCAUGGGUGGGCAUCUCAUGCUCUUAGCCACGCAGGCAAGGAAAGAUCGAAUUCAUGGGCUUCUGGGUUUAGCAACGGCAGUCGACUUUCUACCUCGGAUUUUCAACAGGAUUAGCUCUACAGAACGCAAUCAGUUAGAGUCACAAGGCGUUAUGUAUAGAGACACACCAUAUAGUGAUGACCCAAUGCCGUUCACUCAACUUCUGUUUGACGACAGUAUGAAGGGAAGGAAUCGUGUCAUGCUGACCGAUUCACUACCGAUUCACUGUCCUGUGCGUCUGAUCCAUGGCAAGAAGGAUAACGAUAUACCUUGGCGUUGGACUGACCAGCUGGCCACCAAGUUGACUCAGAGUGUAGAUGUGAAGGUCUGUUAUAUCGAAGACGGCGAGCAUGUCCUAUCACGAGACGAUGAUCUGCGAGUUAUGUUUGCAAACAUCGAGGAACUUCUACGAAUCGGAAAGGUUGGCUACAUGUAGUUUCGGUAGUGCAUUUUGAUACCCUUGCUCACGUCUUGUUGUUUACAUUAACAUUAUCCUUACAUGUCUGUAAUGCAAUUUUCGUAUGACUUAUGCAGAUCGAAUUUUGGUUGUGUAUCUAUGCAUGCAGACACUGUGAUCAACUGAACGAAUUUUUGUAUAAUUUUAUAUUUACACUGUGAUUUUGACAGUCAUAAAGCAGUCAUCUUAUCAAUAUGCACCCUGUAAUGCAGGGGCGUAGCGUGGCAUGGGCUAGACCGAGCUAUAGGACCCCAUCAUGUGUAGGUGUGGUCAUAAAAAUUGUGGACUGUAAAUA
Corticium candelabrum is the source of this 1237-nucleotide messenger RNA. RefSeq names its product palmitoyl-protein thioesterase ABHD10, mitochondrial-like. Gene Ontology annotation, molecular function: hydrolase activity, hydrolyzing O-glycosyl compounds. The record is from RefSeq and is a predicted model, not a curated record. The coding region runs from base 85 to 921 and encodes 278 amino acids. Lineage: Eukaryota; Metazoa; Porifera; Homoscleromorpha; Homosclerophorida; Plakinidae. The transcript has 2 exons.